AUGGCGGCGAGACAAAUAGCUGCGGCAGGUGGUGCGAAGAAGCGGGCGGGCGGGGCUGGCACGGAUACGCAGUGCAAGCGGCUGAAGCAGCUGUCACUCUUCGGAAUGCUGGCAGGCAAGAGGCGCACCGCCGCCGAGCUGACGCCUGACACGGCCGUCGCACCCAUUGAGGUUCUAUCUGCAGCCACGAAAAGCACUGCUGUUCUUGCAGUGACCCACCUCGACAGCAGCCGAGCUCCCACGCUCGAUACGGGCAAGCAAGCCAGGGGGGCUGUAAUGAGACAAAGCGAAGGCGACGUGGGCGCGGGGAAUUUGAUCGAAAAAAUGUUCCCCGCGUAUUGGACCAUUGCAGGCGCAUGCAGAGGCGCGUGCGCGGAGCGAUGGGGCGACCGCAGGCGGCGCAACAGGAGGCUGAGGCAGUUGGGGGACGCGCAGCCGCACGCGGCGGAAGUGGGCGGCAGCAGCGGUGUGGAGAGCAGCAGCAGUGCGGAUGGGCGGUGUGACUCACAAGGCGAGGAGAAGGAGGGGACUCUGCGGAGAGGCGAGGCCGCGUGUGCGGGUGGCGCGGCGCAGGCGGGAGUCGGUGACGUGGGUGAUGGCGCCACGGAUCUGCGGGAGACGACGCACGAGGAAGAAGGCGAGCAGGGCACGCUGCAGCGGCGCGGUGUGGGCUCGCAGGCUCACGAACCCGCCAUGCCGCUCGCCUCGCCCGCUGCUGCUGCGCCGUCCAGUGUAGCGCCCACGGCCGUGGCGCUCAGCGUCGGGGGACACGGGUGCGGGGACGUGGGGAAGGAGAGUGCUGGCGGAGGUGCGUGCAGGGGAAGCGCGCGUGAGGAAACGGGGGACGCGCACAGAGAGGAGCGUCAAUGCGAGGGGCAAGGGGAAGGAGGUGAGGGGAUUGGGAACGGCGGUGGAGGGCGGAGAGCAGUGGCGGGGGAGUCGGAGGGCGGAGGGGGAGACGGACUUGGGCGGAACGACGCAGCUGGCGGAGAGCGAUCUACUAGUUGUGGGGGGGAUGCGGGCGGUGGUGCGCGUGCUGCUGUACAGGGCGGGGAAGCAGCGCGCGCACAUGGCGCGAUGGAUAGUGACCUGGUGCCACGUGAUGUGCGCGGUGACAUGACGGCACGCGCGUACGAGGAGGCGACGACCUGCGAGGUGGUGAAUGGAGCGACGGAUGAGAGGGCGGGACGCGGAGAGGCAAGGGUGGACGCGCAAAGGGCGGAGGAGGAGAACGAGGAGGAAGACGACGAGGGGGGUGAGGAAGAGGAGGAUGAUGACGAGGAGGAGGAUGAGGGAGGCGAGGAGAGCAGCGAGGCAGGUGCAGCGGAGGCGGGGCCACUGACGGAGUACGAGAAGCGGCGGCUGGCGAACAUACGGCGCAACCAGCAGCUCAUCCUCUCCCUCGGCAUCGAACCUCUCGUCCCGCGCUGCCCGCCGCCACCCACGCCCACGAGCUGCAGUGGCAGCGGUGGCGGACGGAACAAGAAGCGGCCGGGCCGGGCGGGUGGCGGCGUGGACGCGGUCGGGUACGCGGAGGUCCGGCGCAGCUCGCGGCUGAGGGGGAAGCCGCAGGGGGAGGGCGGAGAGGGGCGCGGAGGAGAUGGGGGGAAGCAGGCAGAGGGCGGGGAGGGAGUGGGAGAGGGGGUGCAUGGGGAGAGUCAUGAGGAGGAAUGCAGUGAGGAGGAUGACGUGGCGUAUGGUGACUCGUCCGUGGUGAAGUACCUGUGCCGUGUGCUCGGGGGUGCAGGGGCGCAGGAGGAGGGCGAGGGGCAUGAGAGGCGCGCAGGCGAAGGAGAUGGCAGUGGAGGGGAGAGGGGAACGUGCGUGCAGGCAACAGUGAGCGCGGCAGGAGGGGAUGGAGAGAAUGGGGUGGGUGGCGAGGUUGGUGGUGUGAAGGGAGCCCUCCCAUCACCACCCCAUGGAUGCUGCGCGGCAGAAGCGACGCCCGCAUCGGAAUCGAUGGCGCUGGGGUUGGUGCAGGGCGCGCACAUGCAGGACGGGCGGCUGAGCAGAAUCUACAGCGUGCACGUCCUGCCCAUGGGAGUGGGAGCACAGGGGAGUGGGAGCGGGAGCAGCGGUGGCAGUGGGUGCUACCUGCUGGCAGCAGGGGGGCAUCAGGGCCGCAUUGCAGUGUUCGGUGCGACAGGCGCACGUGGGGGGAAUGCAGGGGACGUGGGAGCGGGAGGUGCCAAGGGAAGAGUGUGGUGGUCGAUGGAGGGAGGGGGGGAGGAGGGGGAGGAGCAGCAGGGCGACGAGGUGGCACCACUGCUGUCAUGGAAGGGUGGAAACGGAUGGAUCUCGCAUGUUCAGUUCCUCUCACAGCAACAGCAGUGCCCUCACUCACCCUGCUGCCUUGUGCACUGCUCUCCUUUCUUCUCUCCUGUUCCUUGUGCCUUCCUCCAGGAGGGUGCCACCCUACUGCUGUCCAGUAGCAACGACAGCACCAUCACUCUCUGGGACAUCAACCGCCACCACUGCACCCCUUCUGCCUCCUCCACUCGCCGCCGCCGCCGCGUGCAGGCCUCAGUCUCGCCCAAUGACACGGUGCCACGUGUGGUGUGUGAGCUGGCGGGCGUGCACGGGCAGGGCAUAUUUGGGAUGCACGAGAGGGGGCUGCUAGUGGCAGCGGCGUCCAAGGACAAGACCGUGUCUCUGUGCCGCGUGGGGCCCUCUGCCCUCUCCCUCCUCCGCCUGCUCACCCACCACGACGUGCCUGUGCGCGCCGUGCACCUCCGUGACAAUGAUGUGUUGGUGGAUGGAGCAGCGGAUGGCAGCAUAGCAGUGGUGGACACGAGGGCAGCAGCACCUGUGGCAGUGGCUCUGCAUCACUGCCACUCCUCCCAGGUCAACACCGUGCACUGGCAGCCCUGCACAUCCCCCGCCUCACCUUCCACCUGCACCACUGGCACUGACACCACCAGCACCAGCGCCAGCGCCAGCAGCAGCAGUGGCAGCAAUGUGGUGCUGUCGUCCAGCUUCGACCAUGCUCUGCUUGUGAACGACAUUCGCUCGCCCGCCACUCCUCUCUUCACCCUCUCAGGCCACCACACGCACGCCACCUCCCUAUCAGCGCGCCAUUCCACCCAGAUACUCCGCCCUGCAUUUGUGGAUGGAGGCAAGUUUGUGGUGGUGCUGGUGCCUCUGAGCAGCACCCGUGGCAGCAGCAGUGGAGGGUGUCGUGUGGCGCUCUACUCCAUGGAGUCAGGCAAGCUCGUCAGCUGUGGCAGCACGCAUGUGGAUGCCACUCUCGCAUUUGCUUUGGAUGGACCGGCCGUGUCAAGUGGAAGGGGUGAUGUGCUGCGUGAUGUGUGGCUAGCAGGGAAGUCAGUUGCUCACCCCGCGCGCCCGCGGCUUCUUGCCACUGCGCUGUCGCUUGUCGUCGCUCUCUCGCUGCUGCCCCUCCGCGCAUGCCUUGCUGAUGCCACGCCCGCGGAGGCCGAUGGACGGCGGCCGUGCGCCAUCGCCCCUGAAUGCACGUCCGCUCAUGGGGGUGGGAUCACGCCGCCUGAGGACAUUGAUGCGCCGACUCAGCCCCGCCCCGCGAUCUCGUCCCCCCUCUCCCCUCCCCCACCUCUGUCUUCCGCUCCCCACGGCACCGCCUUUCCCCCUUCUGCGCGCGUGUCCGCCUCCCCCUGUCCCGCCCAUCCCCUGCUCGGCCCGUCCGCCUCUCUCUACGACGUUCUGGUGCUCCCGCGCACCGCGUCAUGGGAGGACGUCCAAUCCGCGCACGACACGUGUCUUGCGAGCUGGUGGCGCGCCACAGCAACAGAGGCGGCGCAAGUCAGUCGACAGCGCGCCGUGCAGGUAGGGGGGCGGCAACCGAGGCGCGUGGCUCCUGCAGCACGCGGCACGGCGUUGCUUUGGGCAGAUCCAUGUCUUGUGCUCCCACUCCUGCCUUUCUGCCGGUCCCUGCCCCUUCCACUCUCCUCCCCUCUCUGCACUCACACUACUCCCCCUACCCAACACCGCCCCGUGCCCUUGUCCUCCCGCAUUCUUCCCGCCCACUACCACCCACCGAUGCAGGUGGAGCAGGCACACCGCGUGCUGUCCAGUGCCAGGCUGCGCCGCCUGUACGACCUGCUGGGGGAGGAUGACGUGGCGCAUGCUGCCUAUGAUGUGGCUGUCAUGCGCGGUGGUGGCGGAGGUGGGCGGGAAGCAGAGACGCAGGCAGAUGCUGACAUGGGAGUGGAAAUGGGCACGGACUGGGAGUGCUGCGAGUGGCUGGCUGCUCACAGCAACCACAGUGGAAGCAGCAAUGAGGGCAGCAGGCGCAGUGGCAGCGACACGAUGGCAGGGCAGGGACAGAGCAUGGGAUCACACUGUGCCAGUCUCCCCCACCACCACUCCCUGCCUGCCGCCUGCUGCUCCUCCUCCGCUGCACACCACCUGCCUCACUCGCUUCCCCUCGCCACCGCCUGUUCCGCUUGCCUCUUUGCCUCCCUGCUGCCACCCUCCCCUCAUGCGCCUUACCUCCGGCCGUCGCCUCCGCCCCUGCCGGCCUCGCACGUGUGGCUGCAGCAAUCAACGCCCAUCACAGCAGGGAACAUAGCAGAGGCAGUGUUUGGCAGCCCACACCCCUGGCUGCUGCUGCUGCUCUCCCUCUCCUCCCCGCGCUCCCUCGCACUGCUGCCCGCGUGGUCCACCCUGGGCACGCAGCUCAAGGGCAUUACACGCCUGGGCCACGUGGACGCGGGGCACGACACACACGUCGCCCUGCGCCUCGCUCCGCGCACCUGCCUGCCCGCUCACACGCGCUUCCCUGCCGGGCUGCCUGUCGUGCUGGCCCGCCCCAUUGGGUGCCGUCACGUGGACUGCCUGCUGCGCCUCUCCACGCGCUCGCCCCGUGUCUCAUGGCUGCAACGGCUCACACGGAAGGGGCACGAGGACAAGGAGGAGGACGGGGAGGAGGGAGACGAGAGAGGGGCGGAGUGGGAAGGCAAGUUGUUAUCAGGCCAUGUGCGGGGCAUGAAGGGGAAGGCGGAUGAUGGUGGUGGGAGGGGUAGUGGGGACAAGGCGGAUGAUGCCGGUGCAUGGCCUGCAGACCCCAUGACUCGCCUUCGCGAGUUCCUGGUGGCAGCGGGGGAGGUGCUGGGGGAUGGGAGCGCAGCAGCACACAGCGGCAGUGGUGCUGGGCGCAUUGAGGAUGAGGUUAGAAAUGGUGGUGGGCGUGGGGACGAGCACACUCAUGUUGGUGCCACCACCAACCCCAACGGAGCUCAUGCUCCCUCUGCUGCAUGCCCUGCCGCCCCAUCGCCCUGCACCUCCUCACCACCAUCACACACCAUAGACCCAUCACACCCCGGCCAUAUGGACACUUCAAACUCCCUGUUCUCCCUCCUCCACCUCUCCCCAUCGUCCCCCUACCACCAUCUCAGAGCCCCCCCUCCGCCGCUGCCCUCCCUGCGUCAGCUGCGCCGCUUCGCCUUCCUCUCCCUCCUGCGAGUACCCCCCAUCCCCGUGGUGCCGCUACAGCACCUGCCCAUGCGCUUCUUCCGCACCGCCCCCGACCGCACCGUGCGCUUCGUGCUGCUGCUGCCACGCGCACACCGCCACGCAUCGCUGGAGGCGCGCUACUGGGCGAGCAGGAGUGCAGGGCGCGUGGCGUGGGUAGCAGUGCCAUGGGAAGAGAGCGAUGCGGCGGCAUGGCAGCGGUGGUGGCGCGUGCAGCAGCCGCCCGCCCUGGGCAUAUACCGUGACCCGGGUGUGGUACCACUGGUGCUGCCGGGCCCACUCAACUCCACCGUGCUGCGCCAUGCCCUGCUCCACCACUCCUCCUUCCUCCUCCCCCGCCUCUCCGCCUCCUCCGCUGCCCGCCUUGCCUGCGACCCUUCCGCCCCAGCCCCUCCUCCGCCCUACUUUCUCUCUCCGCUGCUCGCCCCUCCACCUCACAGGCGAACGGGAAAGCGCGGAGGUGGCAUUGGGGAGGCUGGGCGUGGUGGCAGCACGUGGAGGGAUUAUGAUGCGGGGCAAGAUGAAAUGGGAGGGGAGGGAGGGGAGGAGGGAAGGAGGAGGUGGGUGAGGGCGAGGGAGAGGGAGGUGCGCAUGAGGACGAGGUACUGUGUGGUGGUGGUGGGCACUCCAUCCCCUGCUCUGCAUAAAGCUCGAGCUGCCUUUCUGGAAAUACAGCACGCCAUAGCUGCUGCCGCUGCUGAUGAUGGUGAUGAGUGUGGUGAGGAUGGUGCUGCUGCUUGUGAUGCGGAUGAUGGCGGUGAUGCUGCAAGCGAUAGCAGGGGUGCUGUGCACGUGGCGGAUGCUGGCAGUGCGACGGGUGCUGCUUUUGGCGCAUCUUCUGCAGCCCAAUGCGCUGCUGACAGCACCACUGCAUUGACAUGUGCUGCUGCAACAGGUGAUGGUGAUGGUGGUGGUGCAGACACGGAAGCAGGCAAACAACACGAGCAGCAGCAGCAGCAGCAGCAGGGGCAGCAGGGGCAGGGGCAGGGGCAGAGGCAGGAGGGCCUUGGCAUGCAGGGGAGUGUGCCAGCAGCGGUGGUGGCAGCAGCAAGAGAAGGGCGGGUGGCAAUAGCAUGGGUGGACGGCACGGUGCAGGUGCGGUGGUGUGCGUACAUGCUGGGCUGGCAGGGCGCCCUCUGGUGCCAGCGUUCUGGCCGUGCCACUGCCGUGGGCGCCUUCAUGACCCGCCUGCGCUGGGGUGGGGGCAGGGGCAGGCGGGCCAGGGGGGAGGGUGGUGGGGAGGGGAGGGGGGAUGGGCGCAAAGAGGCGGUGAUAGGUGAUGGGGCAAGGGAUGGUAUUGAUUUGGACGGGGAGGGUGAGGAGUAUGGCGAUGGGGACGGGGAUGACUGGGAUGACGAGGAGAAUGACGGUGAGGGGGGGAGUGAGCAGCAGGGAGGCAGCAGGCCAUCAUUGCUGGUGUCUGUGUACGGAGGCCAGGUGGAUGGCAGCAAUGCCACGGGUGUGAUGCACUGGAUCAACCACUGCGUGCACACGGGAGAUUCCUCCAUACCACCCCCCUCCCCCCACCACUGGGCUGCCUCCCCCUCUUCCUCCUCUGCUGAGGGCGAUAGUCACGACGCACAUGGUGGCAGCACCAACCAUGCAGGCAGUAGCGCCCCUGGCAGCAGCAGUGCAAGCAGCAGCAGCAGUGGGCAGGAAAGCAGGAGCGCAAGUGGGGAUGCGGGUAAGAGCCUAUCGCUGAUAUGGGGCCCAACCCACGAGGCACCGGCACUUGUAGACGAGGACACGGCCUCCACCUUCCAGUCACUGCACCACCGCCUCCGCUCCUCGCUCUCCUCCCUGCUCUCCUCCUGCUCCACCGCACUCCACCGCUGCCUCUGCACGUACCUCGUUCGUCCCUUGCUGUCCCUGCUGCCCGACCACUGGCUGCAUACGGCAGCAGCGGCUGCAGAAUGGACGGGAGAGGUGGUCGCUGCUGCCGCUGCGGCUGCGAUGGCGGGUGCUGCAGGCGUGGCAGAGGGAGAUGGAGGGUUCCUGCGAACGCUCGCUCUGGCUGUUGCUGCCAGGUGCGUGCUCAAGAUGGUGCUGGCUCGCAGGGGGGAAGGGGGUGAUGGUGGUGGCUAG
Messenger RNA from Closterium sp. Naga37s-1, 7536 nucleotides. The record is from the annotation of a GenBank genome assembly. NCBI's taxonomy places the organism in Eukaryota, Viridiplantae, Streptophyta, Zygnematophyceae, Desmidiales, Closteriaceae.